Molecule: messenger RNA, 747 nt
Organism: Cordyceps militaris CM01
Lineage: Eukaryota; Fungi; Ascomycota; Sordariomycetes; Hypocreales; Cordycipitaceae
Product: Protein kinase-like domain
Exons: 2
Coding region: 1-747 (248 amino acids)
Source: RefSeq, a predicted model, not a curated record
AUGUGGGCGCUUUCUUUGUUAUCUUCAAUAUAUCCAACCGCGGCGACCUCAUCGAAUUUAUUGACUGGGUCAUUCGGCCCAGAAAGCUCGUCGCGCACAGAAUGCCAGUUCACCUUGGCUGGCUGGAGAGUUUCUGGUUCUUGCACUGCGCCCUGGCGUAAGCACCAGCAUGUUCUUCGUGUUUCAAUCCACCAAAGUGCCCUGACCAAGUUCGCACUAUGGCUCAUGACGACCAUUCUCCCGCAGAGGCUGGCCCGGGCUUGCAUCCCUACCGCUUGGUCCCUACCAAACACUGUGAUAGUCAAGAAACAAAAACCCAACGUCGAAGAGGAAUUCACGACCGAGUUGUACACGUACAAAAAGCUUGGUGCGCUUCAAGGUAAACAAAUACCGAUUUGCUAUGGGGAGGCGUGCUGCGAUGGCACCCGGGCUCUCGUGCUAGGCGAGGUAGGUGGCGUGUCGCUUGCGCACCACUCGGUGUUGGUUGAAAUGUCAGAGGAGCAGAUAAAGACAAUGAUUUUAAAGGCGUAUGGCCCGAUGCUAGACCAGGGUACUGCGUACGAUGAUUGGAAGCCGGACAACCUUCAUCUGGUUAAUGGUGAGAUUGUCUUUCUGGAUUUGGAAUGGGCGUAUGAUCUGAAUGAAGAUGACCGCGAAUAUGCCGUCAUAAUUGGCCUUGAAGCAUUUCUGGAACGCUGGAAAAGGGUUAGAAGGCUGUACGAGAAGUAUGGCGAGAUUGAGUGUUGA